AUGUUCCACCAUCUACAAGGUCUACCAAUCUCAAGCUAUACUCAUGCAGUGCCCCGAAUUUUAAUUGGAGUCAAUAAUAUCCGGUUGACAGUUCCUCUUCGAGUUAAAGAAGGCAAGCUCAACGAACCAGUUGCUACCAAGACACGCCUUGGUUGGUGUGUUUAUGGGGGAACAGUCGAUGUAAUAGAAAAAUCAACAGUGAAUCUUCAUACAUGCGUGUGCAUAACCGAUCGAACACUCCAUGAUACGGUAAAAGAUUACUUCGCAUUAGAAGAUACUGGUAUUGCGGCUUCAAAAAUGUUAGAAUCGGCAGAUGAUAUCAGAGCAAAUAAGAUUCUGGAAGAAUCAACUAUUCGCGUUGGCCAACGUUUUCAGACCGGUCUACUAUGGAAAUACGAUCCUGACCUAAUUGAGUUUCCGGACAGUUUUCCUAUGGCCAUGAAACGAUUCGAAUGUCUCGAAAGAAAGCUGGAAAAAAACCUGAAAAUAAAACAAACAAUUGAACAACAAAUUAAAGAUUAUGUAGCAAAAGGAUACGCUCGUCGAGCUACUACAGAUGAACUUGAAAAUAGCGAUCCUCGGAAAGUAUGGUACUUACCGUUGGGUGUAGUAGUGAAUCCCAAGAAACCGGGAAAAGUACGUAUGGUUUGGGAUGCAUCUGCCAUGGUAAAAGGAGUGUCGUUAAAUACAAUGUUGUUAAAGGGACCUGAUCAGCUCGUUGCAUUACCAAGAGUUCAUUUUCGAUUUCGCCAGUUCGCUAUUGCAGUAACGGGCGAUAUAGCAGAAAUGUAUCACCAGAUUCUUAUCCGCCCCCAAGAUCAACAAUCUCAACGAUUUCUUUGGCGAUCAGUCCCGAACAAAAAUCUAGAAGUUUUCGUUAUGCAGGUAGCGACGUUUGGAUCCACUUGUUCUCCUGCAUCCGCCCAAUACGUCAAAAACCGGAAUGCCAUGGAGUUUUCUGAGAAAUAUCCCCGAGCUGCAGAAGAGAUUAUAGAUGGUCACUAUGUAGAUGACUAUAUGGGAAGCUUCGCCAGUAAAGAAGAAGCCAAAAAAGUUGCUGUUGAAAUACGUGAUGUUCAUGCUCAUGGUGGAUUCAAAAUACGAGACUGGAAGUCAAACUGCCCCGAAGUUAUCGAUGUACUGGAGAAACAAACAAUCAGCAAUCCGUCGUGCAUUGGGAUCAACUCGACAAGUAGCGAGAAGGUGUUAGGCAUGCAAUGGUUCUCCGGAGAAGAUCUCCUAGCCUACAGCACCUCUUUUCAACAAGAUUUGCAGAAGCUUAUCACUAGCAAAAAUAGACCUACAAAGCGUCAAGUUCUCAAAUUUCUGAUGAGUGUGUUUGAUCCUCUGGGGCUUUUAGCAGCGUUCGUGGUGCAAGGGAAAGUGUUGUUGCAAGACAUCUGGCGUGCUGGGACCAAAUGGGAUGAAGAAAUCGACGACCAAGGUUAUGCGAAGUGGAUACGAUGGACUGACCUCUUCAAAGUGAUAGCGGACCUAAGAAUCCCCAGGUGUUAUUAUCCCGGUGCAACAGCUCAACAGUACAAGUAUUUAGAACUCCACGUAUUUGCUGAUGCAAGCGAAGACGCUUAUGCUGCAGUUGCCUUCUUCCGUAUUCCUGUUUCCGACGAAUCUUUCCAGUGCUCCUUGGUUGCGGCUAAGACAAAAGUAGCCCCUCUGAAACACUGCUCCAUCCCUCGUUUAGAACUGCAGGCGGCCGUUCUCGCAACACGUUUAGCAACAUUCAUCAAAGAGGGGCAUACUUUGACAAUACACAAAACAGUCUUCUGGUCAGAUUCAAGCACAGUUUUGGCAUGGAUACGCUCCGAUCAUCGGCGUUAUAAACAGUUUGUUGCCUGUCGUGUUUCUGAGGUCUUAACAACAACUACGAUCUCUGACUGGCGGUGGAUAUCGACGAAACUAAACGUAGCAGAUCUAGCGACAAAAUGGGGUCAAGGAGGCCAACUGAAUACAAACAGCUCAUGGUUUCAGGGUCCCGAGUUCUUGAAAUUAGGUGAAAAGUAUUGGCCUAGACCAAAAUCAAUCUUAGCUACCAACGAAGAGAUGAAACUUUGUGGAAUACAUCAUGGUAUUACUGUUCCGGUACCGGUGAUUGACCCUUCACGUUUUUCACGGUGGACUAGGAUGGUAAGAGUGACGGCGUACGUUUUACGGUACUUUAACAACGUUCAAAAGAAAAGAUCAAAGCUGAAUAGUUCUUAUCUCACUCAAGAUGAAUUGCAGGAGGCUGAAAAUUACCUUUUUCGCAUUUCACAAUGGGAGGCUUUUCCAGAAGAUAUGUCAGUACUGCUGUCGACUACCAAUGUUGGUGUAGAAAAGAACAGUCCUUUGUACAAGUUAUCCCCUUACUUAGAUGAGCACGGAGUGCUCAGAGUGGACGGUCGAAUAGGAGCGGCUAGGAACGUUGAAGAGAGAACCAAGUUUCCAGUAAUCCUGUGCAAGCAACAUCGGGUUACCGAUCUCCUGAUCGAUUACUAUCAUAGUAAAUAUCAUCACGCAAACUUUGAAACUGUAGUGAACGAAAUAAGACAAUUUUUCUACAUCCCUCAAAUACGAUCGCGAGCCAAGAAAAUCGUAAAACAUUGUCAAUGGUGCAAAGUGUACAAAGCACGCCCUCAAGUUCCCAGAAUGGCACCGCUUCCUGAAGCAAGAUUAGCAUCAUUUACCCGACCCUUUAGCUAUGUUGGGCUAGAUCUUUUCGGACCGGUUUCUGUUAAAGUUGGUAGAAGCGCAGUGAAGCGAUGGGUAGCCUUGUUCACGUGCUUAACCAUACGCGCAGUACAUGUGGAGGUUGUGUACGGUCUGGACACUCAAUCGUGCAUCAUGAGUAUCCGUCGGUUUGUCGCUCGUCGUGGCUCUCCGCUAGAAUUUCAUUCAGAUAACGGCACAAACUUUCGAGGUGCAGAUAACAUACUACAGAAUCAGAUACGUAACAUUCAAGAAGGACUGGCGUCAACGUUCACAAAUACCGUAACGAAGUGGAUUUUUAUUCCUCCUGGAACCCCGCACAUGGGAGGCUCCUGGGAGCGUAUGGUGCGCUCGGUAAAAACAGCGAUGUACUCAAGUAUUGAAGCCGGACGGAAGUUGACCGACGAAGCUCUAUUGACCCUGCUGGUUGAAGCCGAAAGCAUAGUAAACUCAAGACCACUGACGUAUCUUCCGUUGGAGGCUCCAGAGAGUGAAGCUCUUACUCCAAAUCACCUUUUGCUUGGUAGCUCUAGCGGCAUAAAACAACCUGGAAUAGAACCGGUGGAUGAAAGAUUGGCGCUCAAGAACUCCUGGUAUCAAAUUCAACAUCAAGCUGAUAUCUUCUGGCGUCGUUGGACUCGUGAAUAUCUUCCGGAACUGACUCGCCGAACAAAAUGGCUGGGAGAAUCGCGUCCAGUUAUUGAAGGAGAUUUGGUCAUAAUCGUAGACGAUGGAAAAAGAAAUGGUUGGAUACGGGCUACGAAAACCGCUGCCGCCUACAUCGACACGCUGCAGACACGCCGGGCCGCAACAUGGGCCUCUAUUGUCGCCGAUCUGCUUUCGUCGAGAACCGACUGCCCCGUACUGUUAGAAGCACUCCAAUUCAGCGUGCCAUCUCGAGGCUUGAGGAAUCGUGGUCUUCAGCCCUUUGCUCCUCUUCGACAGAAAAACUACGAAGCUAAUUGGUGCAAUAAGGACAUUUAA
Uranotaenia lowii is the source of this 3690-nucleotide messenger RNA. RefSeq lists its product as uncharacterized. The coding region runs from base 1 to 3690 and encodes 1229 amino acids. Lineage: Eukaryota; Metazoa; Arthropoda; Insecta; Diptera; Culicidae. Gene Ontology annotation, molecular function: nucleic acid binding. The transcript has 2 exons. Gene Ontology annotation, biological process: DNA integration. The record is from RefSeq and is a predicted model, not a curated record.